CUUUUGAUCACAUUAGUCUCGCAGUUACUCUCAUCAUUAUUACACAAGAUACAUAUAUUUCUUUACUCAAAACGUAGAACGGAGAGAACCCAAAAACUCCCUAAGGACAUGGCAACUGCCAAAGACGAUGAACAUAGGCAGCAACAAAUCAGCAGCUGUUGCUGUCGUUUAACGCGUAAAAAUUCGCGUAAUCGUUUUCAACGGCAACAACAGCAGCAGCAGCAGCAUCAGCAGCAGCAGCGCCAUCAGCACGCUCAGUUUCACUAUCACAUGCAGCAGCCACCUCAAUUACGUCCUCCAGCGGGUUCCCGUGCCCAAGCUGCUGCCGAUACCAAAUCUGACAUUAUUGUAGCCGGCAAGUAUCGUCUAUUAAGUCGCAUUGGUCAUGGAUCUUUUGGUGAACUAUAUCGGGCAUGCGGCCUUCAAUAUGGGGAAGAAGUAGCAGUAAAGUUGGAAAACGCAUUGGUCAGUCAUCCUUUGUUGCCUCGGGAGGCGAAGAUUUAUGGCUUACUAAGAGGCAGUUUGGGUUUUCCGCACAUUAAGCACUACGGCACAGAGGGGGUUUUUAAUGUUUUAGUCUUGGAUCUUUUGGGACCCACUUUGGAAGAUCUUUUGAAUUUCUGUGCCCGCAAAUUUAGUAUGAAGACUACUUUAAUGCUCGCUGAUCAGAUGUUGGCAAGGGUCGAGUACAUCCACUUGAAAUGUUUCAUUCAUCGCGACAUUAAGCCUGAUAAUUUUCUCAUGGGCCUGGGUCGACAACGUGCACGAGUGUUUAUGAUCGACUUUGGUCUAGCAAAAAAGUUCUAUAGUUCCCGGACAAAGCGACAUAUUGGCUAUAGUGAAAACCAUGAUUUGGUUGGGACUGCCCGAUAUGCAUCGGUUAGAGCCCAUUAUGCUGAACAGGGACGAAGGGAUGAUCUAGAAUCUGUGGGAUAUUUAUUACUGUAUUUUCGCCGAGGACAUUUACCUUGGCAGGGUAUUAAGGCCGAAUCUAGACAACAGAAAUACGAAAAAAUCGCCGAAAAGAAGUCCUCUAUAGCGUUGCAUUCGCUUUGCGGCGGUUUACCUAUCGAGUUCUUUAUGUAUCUGAAAUAUUGUCGCAGUUUGCAUUUUGCGGAACAGCCAGACUAUAUGUAUUUGAGGCAAUUAUUUAAAGUGCUGUUUCGUCGAAACUAUUUCCAUCAUGAUUUCCUGUUCGAUUGGGUGGAUUUAGAGAGGGAGGCAUCGGAGAAAAUGAAAAAGCGUCGUUGCUCUUGCCGUUAUCAUAAGCACCAGCACCGUGAACAGAAGCUUCGUGAAAGGAGCCAACUACAAGAACAGCAGGAAGCACAAAAGGAAAAUCAAACAGGAAAAUGAAGUCGAGCAGUAGCGACCUGCAAAACAUUUACUGAUCUUUGUUGUUAUAAUUAAGAUGCGGAUACACACACAUAUGCACACUCAUUUUUAUUUGUCCAUUCCUAUUCUGUUGUCCUCGUCAAAUUAAUGGAUCGCACAAUUGGCGAACACAAAAGACUUGCUAAUGCAAAAGCAAAUAUAAUAACAAAAACAGUA
Messenger RNA from Drosophila willistoni, 1551 nucleotides. RefSeq names its product casein kinase I. The coding region runs from base 109 to 1356 and encodes 415 amino acids. The transcript has a single exon. NCBI's taxonomy places the organism in Eukaryota, Metazoa, Arthropoda, Insecta, Diptera, Drosophilidae. Gene Ontology annotation, cellular component: nucleus; cytoplasm. Gene Ontology annotation, molecular function: ATP binding; protein serine/threonine kinase activity. Gene Ontology annotation, biological process: peptidyl-serine phosphorylation; endocytosis; signal transduction. The record is from RefSeq and is a predicted model, not a curated record.